AUGAUUGAGCCUGAAGAGGUGUUUAUGGGUACAAAAGUUCUCAAACAGAUGAAAAGGCUUAGAUUGAUUUUGGUUCGAAACAUCCAUAUGUCUGGAUGCCCCGAGAAUCUUUCGAAUGAGAUAAGGUGGCUCGAUGUGCAUGGAAACAACUUGCUAGCACCUGUAGAGAGCUCUGGUCCUGCACGACCAAGCAUUCAUGAUUCCAGUCCCACCAAACCUGCUAAGAAUGAGAAACAUCAUGGUCGGAUCAGAACGAUCUUGUUUAGAUCAAGAAACUACAAAAUUAAUUGCAGAGAUGCUCUGCCAGACUUUAAAUGUAUUAUGGCUCCCUCGCAUAAGCUUGCCCAAUUUUUAUGCUUCAAAGGACGCAAGGGUUGUACUCAUAAUCAUCGCCAAGCAGAUUCUGACCGCGGGGACUCUGACAGCGCGAGUGCAGAUUCUGAGAGUGAUAUGCCCUUGCAGGUGUUCAGAAAAUUUUCGAAGGCUGAGCUAAUUCAUGCAAGUAACAAUUUCUCCGAUCAUAAUAAGAUUGGAGUAGGCAGCGCCGGUUCAGUGUAUUACGGGAUAUUGGAUGGGCGGGAAGUGGCCAUCAAGUGGACAUAUGUAACCAGAAAAGGCUUUGAAUAUGGUGCUUUCAUCGCCGAGAUCCAGACUCUCUGUCAUGUCAAUCACAAGAAUCUUGUUCGGAUGUUGGGAUUUCAUGCAACAUGCAGUGAGCACGCCCUAGUAUCUCUGAUUUCGUGGACGACACGGCUCAAGGUGGCACUAGAUGUCGCGAGGGGAAUGGAGUACUUGCAUGAAUUCACACGUCCUCAAAUAGUGCACGGAGAUGUGAAGUCAGCAAACAUAUUGCUGGACAAAAGCUGGACUGCCAAAAUUGCAGAUUUUGGAUCCUCCGUCCAUCUUCCUGAAGAUGAAGAAUCAGACCAUCGGGAAGUUGUUAGCGGCACCAUGGGUUAUUUGGCUCCAGAAUAUAUCUCGACCAAUAGACUAACAACUAAGGCGGAUGUGUAUGGCUAUGGCAUCGUGUUGCUUGAACUAUUAUCUGGGCGCAAAGCACUCCAAAGGGAUGAAGAUGGCCCAUUAUGCCAUAUCACGGAGGUCGUAGUUCCAAACAUAAUCGAGGGUAAAAUUUGCCAGUCUCUGGACCCAAGAUUGCCAGUUCCGGCCCAUUUCGAGAUGAUAGCAGUAUCAGACAUGGCGUACCUCGCGGUGGAUUGCGUUCACAUGCAAGCGGAAAACCGACCCCCUAUGACUUAUGUAGUGGACUCCCUCAGGAGUGCUUUAGCUAAAUGCUUACCGGAUUGUCUCUAA
Molecule: messenger RNA, 1314 nt
Organism: Eucalyptus grandis
Lineage: Eukaryota; Viridiplantae; Streptophyta; Magnoliopsida; Myrtales; Myrtaceae
Product: serine/threonine-protein kinase-like protein CCR4
Exons: 3
Coding region: 1-1314 (437 amino acids)
Biological process (GO): protein phosphorylation
Molecular function (GO): protein serine/threonine kinase activity; ATP binding
Source: RefSeq, a predicted model, not a curated record